Messenger RNA from Diorhabda carinulata, 1319 nucleotides. RefSeq lists its product as uncharacterized. The record is from RefSeq and is a predicted model, not a curated record. Bases 57 to 1148 code for a protein of 363 amino acids. NCBI's taxonomy places the organism in Eukaryota, Metazoa, Arthropoda, Insecta, Coleoptera, Chrysomelidae. The transcript is spliced from 5 exons.
UCAACUUCUUUCAUUUUGAUAAUAUAUUUACCAAUUUUUUCCAAUAAUUUUGCGAUAUGUCUAUGUUCAAAUCGGUAAAAGUAAACUAUCCUAAGAAGAAGGUGAAAGUAAAUGAUAUGAGGGUGAUCGGAGUACCAGAACCGGAUAGAAAAACUAUGUAUGACAUAGUACUCGAGAACUUUCAAAUAGCAGGGAGAAAAACAUUCCUCCAAAGAAUUAUUUAUAUUGGAGAACAUUGUUUUGUGAGAUAUGAUGGAAUGGUCAAUUUUUUUACGGAAACUAUAAACGGAGCAAAUCAUCACAGACGUACGUUAGAAAAAAUUACAGGUAUUCUAAUAAAAUACCAGAGACAUUUCAUACAUUUUUUGGAAGGAGAUGAAGAUGCAAUAUACGAACAUAUAAAACUUUUAUUGAAACACGAUCAAUACGGUAACGUCUUAGAAAAUUUGAAACUACUUGCCAUAAUUCAUCAUAUCAAUUGCAGAUAUGCAACUGAAUGGACCUGCAUGAGUGGCAAUCCACCACAGCUUCUUGAAAAAAUUGACCCCAAUUCAUCGAUAGAAGUUGCUGGCAGCGUUACUUACGGCUGUAUUUUGAAACUUUAUGAUAUUCUCGAAAAACUGAUUAAAAUUAAUUCCUCGACACCAGAUUUGGACGAAAAGUUUGCAGAAGACACAGAUGGAAACCUGAAUGUAUUAAAACCUCCUGGUGUGAGAGAGUCACUCCUCUCUACAUCGUCAGCUGCCCGCCGAUAUUCCUUCAGAUUUUCGAAAUUGGCCCUUGAAACUACUGGAAAAAACACCACAACACGCUCCAAAAGUAGUUAUGCGGAUCCUCUGUUGUUCAGUUUACCAGAAAUUGAUACGUUACAUUUCUUGAUUAAUACUCCACAUACGAAAAAAAUCAAAGAUGUGCUUCAACUGUACAGUCAAGUUGAGCAAAGAGAUAUAUACAAAGACAAAGUAUGGCCAAUUGCAGCUGAUUUCAUACCAUAUGAUGUCUAUAGUAAAGGAUACGAUAUCUCAACAGUAUUUCCCAAGCCAGAUGCGAAACCAAGUCGUCGUGAUACCACUGUGGAUGGUAUAAGUAUUCUUUUAUGGGAAGCAGAAGAAGAAGAUGCUGAAAUUAAAGAAGAAGAUGAAGAAUAGUGUACUCAUUUUCUAAAGUGCUAACUUGAAGACAUAUUUGUGUUAUAAUUUGUAUGAAUUCACCAUAACGAGAUUUGCAAAAAAUGCAAAAUGAUAAAUACUACUAAAUAUGGUGAAUGGAUGAUUUUAUUUAUUCUGAGAAUAUUCUAUGUAUUAUUAAAAAAAUUUAUA